Molecule: messenger RNA, 1956 nt
Organism: Sodiomyces alkalinus F11
Lineage: Eukaryota; Fungi; Ascomycota; Sordariomycetes; Glomerellales; Plectosphaerellaceae
Product: amidase
Exons: 3
Coding region: 115-1800 (561 amino acids)
Source: RefSeq, a predicted model, not a curated record
AUUCACCGCCCUCCAAAACAAAUGCAUAGGUAGCUGUUGUUAUUGCUCUCUGCAAUACGUCUUUUCCAUUUACGCCAAUAGAUCUAUAUCAACCAGUACCUGAAAAGAAGCGCCAUGGUAUUCCCAUUCGGUUAUCUCCAGCACCGCCGAGACUGUCAAUUUAAACAGUCGGAAAGGGUCCAGAGGAUUCGUGCACUAACCGCCUACCAUGGCCCCUUUUCCGUUCUGGAUCGUGAGAUUGUCCAAAAGCCCAUCGGGGAGCUGGUAGAGGAUGUUCGCAAGGGAUCUCUCGAGCCUCUUGAUAUCCUCAGAACAUAUGGCAAGGUGGCCAUAAAAGCCCACGAAAAGACCAACUGCCUCACCGAAGUCAUGCUCUCCUCUGCCGAGACGUGGCUGACCGACGGCUCCAUCAACCUCAAGGGUCCCCUUGCCGGCAUCCCCGUGUCACUCAAGGAUACAAUCGUCGUGGCCGACUAUGACGCCACUGUUGGCUUCUCGAGACUAGUCGGGAACAAGACAGGCCAGGACGGCCCAGUGGUCCGCCUACUCAAGGAUGCCGGCGCCGUUCCAUACGUCAAGACCAACUUGCCCGUCACUCUACUCUCCUUCGAGUCGACCAACGACGUCUGGGGCCGCUCUACCAACCCGCACAAUGAGGAAUACAGUCCCGGCGGCUCGACUGGCGGCGAGUCAGCCCUCCUGGCCAUGGGCGGCCGCAUUGGCAUCGGCUCCGACGUCGCGGGCAGCGUCCGUGUUCCCGCCCACUUCGCGGGCUGCUACGCGCUGCGCUGUUCCACGGGCCGGUGGCCCAAGGUCGGUUUCCGCACGAGCAUGCCGGGCCAGGAAGGCGUGCCGUCGGUCUACAGCCCCAUGGCUCGCACGCUGGACGACCUGACCUACUUCACGCGCGCCGUCGUCGAGAUGAAGCCAUGGAAAUACGACUACACCGUCCACCCGCUAGCGUGGCGCGCCGAGAUGGCGACGGAGUAUCUGGCCAAGGAGCGGCUCCGCGUGGGCGUCUUGCGUACCGACGGCGUCGUCGACCCGAGCCCGGCGUGUCGGCGUUCCCUCGAGAUGGUCGAGGCGGCGCUUCGCAAGCAGGGCCACGAGAUUGUGGAGGUGAACCCCCCGUCCCCUUACGAGGCGCUACGGGUUGCGUCGCUGGCCCUCAACGCGGACGGGUGCCGGAUGUUCCGGUCGUUUUUCCAGACGGGCGAGUGGAACGAUCUCGGCGCGGCGCAGAUGGAGUUCCUCAUGCGCAUGCCGGGGCCGCUGCGGUACCUGUACUAUCUAUGGGUCAAGUAUGUGCGGCGCGACGACGUGUGGGCCGGGCUGGUGCGCGACUGGCGGCCGCAGAGCGCGUUUGAGAACUGGCAGCUCGUAGCCAGGCGCGAGGCGAUCCGGUCGGACUGGUUCGACUGGUGGGAGGAGGCGGGAGUGGACUUUCUGAUUACGCCGCCGAAUGCUACCCCGGCUGUUCCUCACGGGGGGAUGAAGGACGCGGUGAGCAGUUGCGGUUAUACUUUCUUGUUUAAUCUUCUCGACUACACCGCCGGCGUCCUCCCCGUGACGCACGUUGAUAAGGCUUUGGAUCAGCUCCCCGAGGACUUUAACAUUCGCAAGUUGAACGGGGUUGCUCGGGGGGCGUACAAGUUGUACGAUGCGACGGCCAUGCACGGCCUUCCUGUCGGGGUACAGGUUGUCGGACGUCGUCUGGAAGAGGAGAAGGUCUUGUCUAUCAUGAAGAGGGUAGAGGAUGCCCUCGGAGACGACAAGUAUAAGCUCCUGGAUAUUGACUGAUGGUGGUACAUGGGUUUUGUUCUUUACUGGGCAUUGAUUCACGUUACAUCUAGCAUGAACACUCUGCAGUGAAGACUAGUACAUUUUACUCACAUCAAUUACGAUGACAUGAAAUUUUGGGAUAUAUUGGAGCGUAUCAUUGCCGGACGGGACCAG